GCAAUCAUUUGUUGUAAUUUCCAGUGUGUUUUAGGUUUAAUUUAUAAGGGACAAUAUAUAAAAAAAUAAUUAAAUCGGACCCCACCCUAUUUCUAUUAGCGGUAUGCAGAUUUUACAUAACUACGCAGUUACUUCCCUUCGGACAAACACGAUCGAAUUUACUACAGUAUUUUUUUAACAAUCCAGCAACAAUCCUCGCAAUUUGAAGCAGUAUAUAUGGUAUUCAGAAAUGCCUAAAAGGAAUGGGUGCUGUCGCCAGGCUAUGCCAAAUGAACAUUUCUUGUCCGACAAGGGGAGGCAUCGCCAGUCAGAAGGAUGGCUGACAUUCUCACCCUGGAUGUUGAUGAAGAGGAGAUCAAGCAAUGGGGAUCGGUGCAUCCAGAGGUGAUGGAGGGGGCGCCAGGAAUGAAAUUUAUUAAAUUCAUACCAAAUAUGGACUGCCCUGCCUGCCUUGACACUAAGACAUUUGCAUCGCGACGUGACUUUGAAGAACAUUGGGCGCGAACGCAUCACAGGGUGCAUAAAUCGUUUGCUUGCCCUGUAAAGAAGUGUCUUGAUUGUCGUUCUUCACUAAAAAGUUUAAAAUACCAUAUUGCGCACAAGCAUUUAAAUUCAAAUGUUAUUACCGCUCAGGUUGAUAAGCUUUGCGCAGAUGUGACUGUUGAAGUGGAACGAAAUGAAAAUUUCGUUGACCCUGGGGUUUACUGUUUGUCCUGGCAGACAUGGCGACCCCGGGGCAAGAGGGCGGGUAAGAAGGGGAAAUCAGCAAAAGCAUCUUCCUCUUGCUCUGCCCUGUCUGUCCAAACGUCACAGACUGUCACGGAACCUAAGAAAGAAUAUGAUUCAGUUCCUCUCAAAUGUUCACUCCCAAAUGUGCCAUCUGUGUCAGAUCUGCAGAUGGAAAUCGCAGCUCUAAGAGAGCGCAAUACUGUGAUGCAGCAGGCUCUUGCCGCUCACCAUGGGGCACACUGGCCUACCUGCCUGGAUAUUCCCACAAACAGGCCCCAGCUUGAUGAAUUUAUCGCCAAGGGCUGGGAGGCAAUGGCCGUGCUACAGUCUGCCGAGGGUAGGCGAUUUCAGCAGCAGCUUGACCAGCGUCGCGCUGCUGACGCCUUCAUCCGAGGUAUGGCACAUGGCAGUGGCAGUCAGCCGGCAUAAUAAUGUGUCUUGGAGAGGAAGUUUCCUUCUAAUUUUUCUUGUAAUUUCUUUUUAUGAAGGCUCUUAUCUUUUCUUUCAUUGAUCAUCUUAUGUUUUCUCUCUUGAUUUCUUUGAGAUGUAUUCUUGUGUUCAUUGAUUCAUGUGGAAAACAGCCAGACCCAUAUCCUGGAAAAGGACAGAACAUUCUAUUCAAGAACUGUGUGUGAAGAAACUGAACUGUGUUUUCAAGAACCAAAGAUUGUGUUUUUCACAGACUGAUAAUUGUGCUUCACUGACAUAUUUCCUGGUGAAGAAUUACCUUAUUAUAAUAAUAAGAAUGUGUUUUCAUAUCUAAGGAUAUUAAUUCUUGGAUUUCCAUUUCUUGGGAUACAUGUAAGUAUUAUAACGGUGUCCAUUGAUAAUCAACAAGGUAAGAAGUUAUAAUUGAAUGUAAAUGAUGUAAUAUAACAUGUAAUAAGUUGAAUUAUUGUUAUUCUUGCACAACAAACCCUGUUCUUUAACUGCAGUUGUAAGGGCUAACUGCAAGAA
Messenger RNA from Haliotis rufescens (red abalone), 1686 nucleotides. RefSeq lists its product as uncharacterized. The coding region runs from base 316 to 1158 and encodes 280 amino acids. Lineage: Eukaryota; Metazoa; Mollusca; Gastropoda; Lepetellida; Haliotidae. The record is from RefSeq and is a predicted model, not a curated record. The transcript has 3 exons.